Drosophila melanogaster (fruit fly) is the source of this 1237-nucleotide messenger RNA. RefSeq lists its product as uncharacterized. The coding region runs from base 130 to 555 and encodes 141 amino acids. The transcript is spliced from 2 exons. Lineage: Eukaryota; Metazoa; Arthropoda; Insecta; Diptera; Drosophilidae. The record is from RefSeq and is marked reviewed.
CUCAUUUGAGUUUCACACGCCGACUGGAGGAGGAGGCGUAGGUGGUGGCCAGCCAGCAGACAGCAGCGAAUCAUCAUCAAACGAGUCCGAAAGGAGCGUGAGGAGCAGUGAGGGCAGACACAUGUCGCCAUGUUGACAAGGGCGUGGGAGUGGGAAUGGUUGCCAGCGAUGUUCGGGAUGUUUCCGAUGCGGCUGGUGUGGCUGGUGGUGCUGCUCUGUUUGCUACCUGGGCAGGUGCUGCUCGGCAACGCCGCCUCGGUCACCUGGGGUCAUGUCAACAAAUACGCCAGCGUGCUGCACACCGAAGAUGUUUACCUGACGCCGGGUAGCCCCGGCCGAGAUGUGGCCUACGGCUUGCAGAAAGCCAGCGAUAACUACCGGAUUACGGGUGUGCAUGUCGAAGAUCUAGGCGCCGAUGAAGCGGAGGCGGUGCUCACGUCUGGCGGCAUUGGCCAGCAGUUUGUGGUCCUCCGCUGCCGGCGACUUCGGGACUCCGAGGGGCAGCCGGAGCGAGCGGCUCAUCUCGAGGUGUCCAUCUAUGGAGUGGACCUGUAGGCUGUCUGACCCAUUGUUGUAAAUAUCAAUUAGUGUACGGAGCUUUCAGCUGUGCAAGCCAAGGAAAGCACAUAGGAAAAUGGGUUGUAUCUUUGAGAUACAAAAAGCACAUAUAUAAGCUUAAAUUAGUAUAUAUUUUAAGUAAACAAAUUUCAAAUAUUUCACGCAUAGAAUAAAUUCCUUUAUGUUUAUAGAUAGCACUAUUUGAAGUACAAACGAAACAUCUGUAGCCCUGAACUUCCCACGCCCACCUCUAUAUUUAUAUUCAAUGCUAUCUGGAGUGAAAUCGACAUCUUCAGAUUGUGUUUAUUACCCAAGACACACGGUCGCUAUAGUAAUGAUAGGUUUUUAUCUGCCCCGUGGACUGAAAACUUUGUAACUGUGCACUGAACAACGUAAUAACAUUUAAAGUUAAAAGUUGCCAGGGGUUGUGAAGUUUGGAUGUCGCUUAAAGGCUGUCGGGUUUUUAUAAUCUUAUGGAAAUGUGUAGUAAGUUUGUAACUGUGUGAAAACCUGUAAGCUGCGGGCAUUAUUUGCCUUUUUUUUUGCCUUUCAGUGCAUUUCAGCCUUAAUAAGUUCAUUUUUCCAUUGCAGCCAGAUGCACGAGCUUGAAUUUAUUUAAUUAAAAUGUAAUAAGUCUAACAAGUCGGACAUCAUAAUAAACUUUCGCUCAAAACAAAAC